AUGGCUUACAUCCCCUGGGAGCCUCUCCCGGUGUACACCACACUCCCCCCUCCUUGGACAGCGACGGCGCCACAGCAGCCCAAGCCGGCUAGCGCUACGGACGCAGGACCGUCGAUCGCCGGAUGCCCCCUCAGCGACGAAGACACGCCCCUGGUGGUGGGGAAGCGCGUCGCAAGCCUCCAUCGGAGCCGCAGAGCACUGCACCUGUUCCUUUGGGGUAUUGGUGCGAUCGCCAUCGUCCUCUUCCUCAGCCAGAACGCCGGGCUCGUGCGCUGCCCGCUGAACGAUGUCCCCGCGGCCGAGAAAGCCGCGCUCCGACGCGAAUGGCGCAUCGAGAGCGCGACCUGGGCGCAGUCGCGCGCAGAGUUUGCGGAAGAGGCCGCGGCGUACGAACGCGCGAGCGCUGCGCACCGCGCGGAGCUCGAGGACUGGCGGGCGCAGCGGGAAGAGGAAGCGCGGCACCGCCUUGACGUGCAGAGGCGCAGCGAGGGCGUGUGGUGGACGGAGCCGCGCGGGGAGGCGCGGUGUCGUGCGUAUGGGACGCGUGCGUACUCUGCGUACUUGAGGGACGUCCCGGCGGGCUUGAACUGGCUCGAGGUGUGCUAUGGUAUGCCGCCGGUGGUGAUUCAUGGGCGGAACGUGUCGCAGCUGGACGUUUGCGAGAUGAAUGACCGGGGGGAGGUCGUGGGGACUUGGUACGUUAACUCCGGCGAGCCCGGUUGUGUGUCGAACUGGGGCCGGUUCAGCGACAAAGGAUGUGCCCCUGGCAAGCCCGGCCUUCGCCGCUACGAGGCUCCGAUGUCGGGGGUCAGCGACGGAGAAGACCCGAAUGUGAUGUGCGCGACGACACCCGCAAUGCUGCGCCGUGUGCAGUACCAGGGCGCGGGGAGUUGUGAACAAAGGCGAUCGUGGUUCUGGAUUACGUACACGGUCGGCACUUGGGACGUUCCUGACUCUAGAUGGUGCUGAAGAAUGGACUAGGUUAUCUGUUGUAUGUUGGGUCGGGCUCGGUGUUGCUUCUUUCUCGAAUUUGUAGGGUGCGCGCGCGCGCGCGCAAAUUGGGUGUUUGUGAAUAGAAAUAAAGAUAUAGAUGUCAUCGUAC
Trametes versicolor FP-101664 SS1 is the source of this 1102-nucleotide messenger RNA. RefSeq lists its product as uncharacterized. The transcript is spliced from 5 exons. NCBI's taxonomy places the organism in Eukaryota, Fungi, Basidiomycota, Agaricomycetes, Polyporales, Polyporaceae. The record is from RefSeq and is a predicted model, not a curated record. The coding region runs from base 1 to 969 and encodes 322 amino acids.